AUGGGCAUCCUUCAGCUCACGAGGCUCACAUUCGCAUUCCCUGUUCCUCACAGAACCCUAAUCAUUCCGUUCCGCACCAGCUCGAAAGCUGUUUCGCGCCGUUUUAACUUAAUCCGCAACCGAUCACACUUAAAGGCCACUGCUUUCCCAUUGAUUUCUUCUACAGAGGCUGGAAUCGGUCAAGGGUUCUACUGCCUCCCUUGCAGGAACAGGCGGAUUGGUGUAGCCAUGGCGUCGACGGAUUCAGUUCAUAAAUCUGACGACGAGUGGAGGGCGGUCCUCUCGCCGGAGCAGUUCCGGAUCCUUCGCCUCAAGGGGACCGA
Molecule: messenger RNA, 323 nt
Organism: Dendrobium catenatum
Lineage: Eukaryota; Viridiplantae; Streptophyta; Magnoliopsida; Asparagales; Orchidaceae
Product: peptide methionine sulfoxide reductase B3, chloroplastic
Exons: 1
Molecular function (GO): peptide-methionine (R)-S-oxide reductase activity
Source: RefSeq, a predicted model, not a curated record